Messenger RNA from Zychaea mexicana, 1739 nucleotides. RefSeq lists its product as uncharacterized. The transcript has 11 exons. Lineage: Eukaryota; Fungi; Mucoromycota; Mucoromycetes; Mucorales; Lichtheimiaceae. Bases 26 to 1456 code for a protein of 476 amino acids. Gene Ontology annotation, molecular function: hydrolase activity, acting on ester bonds. The record is from RefSeq and is a predicted model, not a curated record.
UUUUGGCAGGAACUCGAUUGAUCAAAUGGCGAAAUCAAAAACUGUUGUAAAGAAGGGCGGCAAUGUUGGCAAGCAAGACAAAAUUGGCAGUGUAAAAAAGUUUAAAAGCAAAAGAGCCUCUUCACCUACUGGGGCAGUCGCUGGUGGCCAAGCAAAGAAAAUACAAAAAAGACAGAGCGAUAAAAAGGGGCCUGGAAAAGGAAAGUCAGAGCUAGAUAACCCCAAGUUUGCAAACAAGGAUUUCAUGAUGGAAAUGAUUGAGAAAGCAUCAGGCAAGGAAGAGCAACGACAAGCAGCAAAACUGGCACGAAGGGAAGCUGUUGAACGAAAAGUGAAAGAAAAGGAUGAUAAGAAGGAAAAGGAAAAAGGCGUAAAGCAGGCCAAGCUGGACUUGAUGAAAUUCACUGACUGCCAUCGUUUCCAUGGCACCGUCGCUGCUGCCGUUGUCGUGGCACUCGGCGCUUCGGCUUCAGCAUCCAUCCUGCCCAACAUGAUCAAAGUGUUUACAGGCGAGAAACAAUUCUGCUGGGACACAACAGAUAUGGUAUUUGCUUAUGGUGACUCCUAUACCAACCUAAUGGGAUCGGCAGGAUCAGUUUGGACAUGGAACAACUUUGCUGCAGGAAAAAACUCUACUUUGAAAGGAACUAUUCAACUCAACGGGACUACCGCUCAUGGCCCAAAUUGGAUCCAAUAUCUCACAAACUGCUAUCAAGGGCUGCCACAGAAUUGUCGUCCCCAAUUGUUUGAUGUAGCCUUUGGUGGUUCCACCGUAGAUAGAAGCCUAGUUGCGCCAGCCUAUGAUUUCAUUAAAGACCUUGACCAACAGAUCAGCAAUUGGGACCAAUAUGUCAGGCCAAAAGUCGAGUGGUCACCAGAUACGACAUUGACCGUGCUGUGGUUCGGCAUCAACGAUGUUACGCGAGCAGUAAAAGACACAGACGGCACAAAUGGCACAAACAGCACAAAAAGCACAAACGACGCCAAAAGCAACUUGAAGCUUGGCAUAUUGUUCAACAAAAUCCUCGACAGAUAUUUCGAACAUUUGGAUACCCUGCAUAAAAAGUACCAGAUGCGGUUCUUUUUGAUUAAUAAUGUCCCACCAAUGGAUCGCACUCCUUCAGGACGUGCUGACGCUGACAGACUGGGUCCAUUAGUCAAUGCGUUCAACGAUUUGCUACUAGGUCGGAUAGCAUAUUAUAGUACACUCAAUCCAGAUGUGACUCUUGUUCACUUUGAUGCCCACAAGUACUUUGGUUACUAUCUGGACCAUUAUAAGGAGUACGGCUUUAAGGAUAUUGAAAACUCUUGUGACAAAAAGGUCUGCAAGUAUCCUCAGUACGAGUAUUUCUGGAUGAAUGGUGCCCACCCAAUGUAUCCAGUACAUAAGCUACUGGGUGAAGACAUUACGGCACAACUUCGAAACAAGCAGCAAUGCCCUUCGCCAUCAUCCUAAUCGAAGUAGCGACAUAACCCGCACUUAGAAAAAUCAUAUGCACUAUGGCUACUUUAUUAGUUUCAAGCCUAGAAUAAGUCUUUGCAACUUAUGCCUUUGCAUUGACUUUAGUGUUCUUUUACAUUUAACAGAAGGAGCGGUUUGGACCUCCGAAAAGUUUACAAGUUCAGGAUCUUCUCCGAAAACAUGGUACAUAAAAUGGGUCUAUACAUAAAACAGAGAACGAGAGAAAAUAGAGAGAGACUCUAUAAGAGUGGAUGUGGCGGUAUUGAUUGUUGAUAAG